Solea solea (common sole) is the source of this 2502-nucleotide messenger RNA. RefSeq names its product PTK6 protein tyrosine kinase 6b (gene ptk6b). The coding region runs from base 250 to 1767 and encodes 505 amino acids. Lineage: Eukaryota; Metazoa; Chordata; Actinopteri; Pleuronectiformes; Soleidae. Gene Ontology annotation, molecular function: ATP binding; signaling receptor binding; non-membrane spanning protein tyrosine kinase activity. The record is from RefSeq and is a predicted model, not a curated record. Gene Ontology annotation, biological process: cell surface receptor protein tyrosine kinase signaling pathway; protein phosphorylation; innate immune response. The transcript has 8 exons. Gene Ontology annotation, cellular component: extrinsic component of cytoplasmic side of plasma membrane.
CACACAUUCACCUCAUUAGAGCGGUGGCGCCUUAAUUUAACUUGUCAGUCAGCAUAGGCGGCGUUCAAACGUGCUCUGUUUUGUCGCGUAAGGAAGUUGCACUCGGUCCUUUGAAGCUGCAGCCGCACAAUUCAGCCGCAGUUUCUCUGGAGGACAUUCCGAGGAUUCCUCGCGCCCUCGAGUCUACCUGUCCGACAGGUGUAGUUGUCACACACAGACACUCGGUGCGGGUACCUUUCGUUGUUAUCUAUGGGUGAGUGUCUGCGCACGACCUGUCCGUGUCUGGAAACACUAUGGCAGAGGAUUUUCAGCGACAAAACGUCGCCAUCUGGACAAGGAGGAGGGGAGAAAGACAGCUCCACUGACUGCAAGGGAGAUGAGAGCGCACAGAGCCCCGGCACACCGGUGCCGCCGCAGGAGAAAGGUCCCGAGAGCGGCUCAAUCUACACAGCGCUGUGGUCGUUUGAGGGUCGCCACAAGGAUGAGCUGUCUUUCCAGGCUGGGGAUCUGUUUAAUGUCAUCAGCCGCAGCGGGGACUGGUGGACCGCGCGGAAGAUCGACAUGAACGGAUGCGUCCUGGACACCGGGAAAGUGCCAUACAACUACCUGUCCAGGGCCGAACCCAUGAGAUCACAACCAUGGUUUUUUGGUACAAUGAGCCGCUUUGAAGCCCAAAUACACCUGCUGGGAUCAGGAAAUGAAGAGGGAGCGUUCCUCAUCCGACAAAGUGAGAAAGACAGCGUUGGAUAUGUUCUUUCAGUGAGGGCAAGUACUCGGGUGAAGCAUUUUAAAAUCCACCAAGUUGGUGAUGGUAAUUUCAACGUGGAGCCCAAUCGCCACUUCAGCUCUCUGAUUGACCUGGUGGAGCAUUACACCAACAACAACCUCAUCAACACAGGCAGACUGUCGACCCACUGCAAGAUGGAAAAGCCCAACACCCCAGAUCUGAAUCAUUUAGAAGCGGAUGAGUGGGAGCUCCCAAAAAACGAGUUCACCCUGGGGGAGGAGCUGGGCACUGGCUACUUUGCUGAUGUCUACCGGGGCCGCUGGAAAAGCCAUAUAAAUGUCGCCAUCAAGAUAAUAAAAAAUGACUCUGAGGUGAACCACCGCGAGUUUCAGAAAGAGGUGCAGAUUCUGAAGAAUCUUCGACACCGACAUCUCAUUUCUCUGUUUGCUGUGUGCACAGCUUCACCACCUUACUAUAUCAUCACCGAGCUGAUGGAGAAAGGCAGCCUGCUCCAGUUCCUCAGAGGUCCAGAGGGGAAAGAACUAGACACCUCAUCACUCAUCGACAUCAGCAGCCAGGUGGCUGAUGGGAUGUCGUACCUUGAGGAGCAGAACAGCAUCCACAGAGAUCUGGCUGCACGGAACGUGCUGGUUGGAGGCGACUAUGUCUGUAAAGUGGCCGACUUUGGACUUGCCAGAGUAAUAAAGGAGCCAUUUUACAUCUCAAAAGAUAAAAAUAUUCCCUUCAAGUGGAGCGCUCCGGAGGCACUCACCCAUGGAAAGUUCUCCAGCAAGUCUGACGUCUGGUCUUUUGGCGUCUUGCUCUAUGAGAUUAUCACCUAUGGAGGUAUUCCUUAUCCAGGUUUCAACAACCACGAAGUGCUCCAGCAGAUUAUCGAAGGAUACAGGAUGCCGGCUCCAGCCAAGUGCCCCGACUUUCUCCAUAAAAUCAUGUUGUCAUGUUGGAGAGCUGAGCCGGAUGACAGGCCACAUUUCAAGUCCCUCAGGCACCAGCUGGACAGCAACUUCUAUGAGCUGUGACACCACCACCGGCCCCUGCAGCUAAUGCUCAGUGCCACACGGGGGCAGCAGAGAGUCUGAUACUGAGCAGGGAUUGUGAUUCUUCACCUGGGACCCUUCAAACAAAACAAAACAAAAAAACCUAGCAGGCCUGACAGAGGGUAAGAGGCAGAAUACAACAUGGACAAGUUGCCAGUCUGUCACAGGGUACAAACAACUAUUUACUCUCACAUCCACAAGGUUAAUUUAGAUUCUAACCCCAACCUGUAAUAAUUCUUUGUCCAGCAGGGGGCGGCACAGUAAGUGUCUAAAGAACUUACUGAGCUGCUGCUUUUCUUCUCCCUUAACCUUUUCUGUCUCCCUCUCACAAUCCCACAUGCAUGUCCUUAAGUAUGAGCUCUCCAAGACCUUGGAGACCUUGGAGUUUGUGUUUUUUUCCACACAAACAAAGAAAUGUAAGUUGUUUUGUUGUGCAGAUUAGUCGCCUUAAACUCACAACAGAACACAAAUCUUCCAGUUUGUCAACGUGACAGUUGCUUUAGAUGCUAGAGCCUAAAAAUGACCCACCAACCAACACAAACUUGAAGAUGUAUGAAGAAGAAAAAUAAUCUGAUGCAUGUGGACAAUUAUGUCAUCAGUACCCACAGCUACAUAUACUUUCAACUCAAAUGGAUUGACUGCUGCUUUUGUUAAAUGAGUCGAUGAUGAUGAUGAUGAUGAUUAAAAGUGUGCAAGGAUUUGAGUCCUGGAUUAGCA